AUGAACAGAGGUGGCAUUUGUUUCUCUUUGCAGGGAUCCAUGACAGAUGAAAAGGCCUCAAUCUCGGUCAGAUUCGUCAGCGCGAGAGCAGCGUUGGAUGCGAAGGAGAAGGCGGCUUUAGAGCAAGCGGAGCAGAAAGGGCGCGAGCUGCUGUAUCAGAUCAAGAAGAAGAUCGCUCAGUACCAGCGCGAGAUCAGCGAGCUCCAGACAGUAGCCACUCGCCUGCAGACCCGAGCGCAGGAGAGUGACUCAUUCGCGUUCCUGCAGGGGCACCUGGAGGAGACGCGCAGGGCAGGGAGGGUUACUUUAGCUCCACCCUCAGCUCGCAGCCAACAGGACAUUGCCUCACUUCAAGUCCUGGAGACAAAAGCAGUCAAACUCCUGUACGGAUGCUCACCAACUCUGGACACAAACUCAGCUCAUAACCAACUCCAGAUCUCCUCGGAACUCAGGACGAUGAAGUGGACCGGUGUUUCCCAGGGUCGCCUCGAUCAUCCACACCGGUUUGAUGGCUGGUCACAAGCCCUGUGCAGUGAGAGCUUCUCGUCGGGCCACCACUACUGGGAGGUGGACGUGGGGGACGCGCGGUGGUGUCGGGUUGGAGUCGCGUACGGGACGAUCCCACGGAAAGGGGGUGGUGCUGCAUUGCAGCUGGGACGGAACGAUGCAUCCUGGUGUUUAGAGAAACGUGACGACAACUUCUCAGUGUUUCAUGGUGGAGUGGAGACUGCACUGUCGGUGAGGGGGGCCCCAUCCCCCCGCAGAAUCGGGCUUCACCUGCACUGGGAGGGGGGGCUCCUGGAGUUUUACCGUGCCGACUCCAUGGAGGUGAUCCACGAGGUUCGGCAGAGAUUCUUGCAGCCUCUCUACCCUGUGAUGUGGGUGGGGUAUUGUAAUGAACCAUUGAAGAUCGUGGAUCUGAGUCGUGCAUCCUGAGGAUGAGGAAAAAUAGAAACCCAAGAAACCGAGACAGAAAUCCAAGAAACUGA
Lethenteron reissneri (Far Eastern brook lamprey) is the source of this 989-nucleotide messenger RNA. RefSeq names its product nuclear factor 7, ovary-like. Lineage: Eukaryota; Metazoa; Chordata; Hyperoartia; Petromyzontiformes; Petromyzontidae. Gene Ontology annotation, molecular function: protein binding. The record is from RefSeq and is a predicted model, not a curated record.